AGGGUUCAGCCUUGCAGAUUCCUACUGCCUGUCUUUUUUGCCAUUCUCUUUGUCUUGAGCAGAGAACUACAGCGGAAGGCUGGCUUUCUCUGUUAUGAAGAUCUUCCAGUAAAACUGAAACUGAGGAGAUAAAGCUACAGGGACACACCGCAGCUCCUGUCUGUGUCUUACAGCCCUUUAAUUGAAUUGAAUUGAAUUGUAUUUUAUUGUUUCACUCUAGCAAUUAGAAACAUGAGGAUCAUCUGCUUCUUGCUGCCGUAUCUUUAUCUAAUCUCAUUUUGCAUUGCGGAAGAAGGGCUUGAAUUUCCCACUUAUGAUGGAAAGGACCGAGUGAUAGACAUUGAUGCAAAAAAUUACAAGAAGGCGCUGAAGAAGUAUGACAUGCUGUGUCUCCUCUACCAUGAGCCCAUUCCUUCCAGCAAGGAGUUGCAGAAGCAGUUUCAAAUGACCGAGCUGGUGUUGGAGCUCGCUGCCCAGGUUCUGGAAAAUAAACACAUUGGGUUUGGAAUGGUAGAUUCAAAGAAAGAUGCCAAAGUGGCCAAAAAACUUGAUCUGAACGAGGAAGGCAGUGUCUACGUGUUCAAAGCUGAACGUGUCAUUGAGUUUGAUGGAGAACUCGCUGCAGAUGUCCUUGUUGAAUUUCUGUUAGAUCUGAUGGAAGAACCAGUGGAGUUCAUCAGCAACCCCUCAGAACUCCGAGCCUUUGACAACAUCGACCAGGAGAUAAAACUCAUUGGCUAUUUCAAAAACGAAGAUUCAGAACAUUUCCAUGCUUUUGAAGAGGCAGCUGAGCACUUCCAGCCUUACAUUAAAUUCUUUGCAACAUUCGACAAAGGAGUUGCAAAAAAACUUACUUUGAAAAUGAAUGAGGUUGACUUUUAUGAAGCUUUCAUGGAAGACCCAGUUACCAUUCCUGGAAAGACACACACUGAAGAGGAAAUUGUGGAGUAUGUGAAUGAACACAAAAGAGCUACUCUUAGAAAGUUACGUGCACAAGACAUGUUUGAGACCUGGGAGGACGAUUUGGAUGGAUCCCACAUUGUUGCCUUUGCUGAAGAGGAAGACCCUGAUGGUUUUGAGUUCCUGGAGAUUCUGAAAGAAGUGGCCAGAGACAACACCAACAACCCUGACCUCAGUAUUUUGUGGAUUGACCCAGAUGACUUUCCAUUGUUAAUCGCUUAUUGGGAGAAGACCUUCAAAAUUGAUCUCUAUAAACCCCAAAUCGGAGUGGUGAAUGUUACUGAUGCUGAUAGCGUGUGGAUGGACAUCACAGAUGAUGAAGACCUGCCCACAGCUCAGGAGCUGGAGGACUGGAUUGAGGAUGUGUUGUCUGGGAAAGUGAACACUGAGGAUGACGAUGACGAUGAGAACGAUGAUGAUGAUGACGACGAUGAUGAUGAUGAUGAUGACAAUGGUGGUGAUGAUGAUGACGACGACGAUGAUGACGACGACGAUGAUGAAGAUGACGAUGACGACGAUGACGACGACGAUGACGAAGACGACGAUUAAUUUAUUAACUGUGUAUCUAUGACAGGAUCUUUCAUCACAGACAUUAACAAAUACUUCGACUUACAGUCUGUGCUGGAGUCUGCUGCUUAGAAAGGAUUCCUUGGCCAGCGGCAGCAAGUUCAGAAAAAAUUCCACCGUGAAUGAUUUUAUAGACAAAACAGUUUUGUACAUUUUGUACUUUCACUCUUUUAUCCUAUUAUUGUUUAGAUUUCUUCUUUAAAUCCAUUUUUUAAAAGUUAAAAACAAAUAACAUCUUGUUUACUGAAGUAACAAAAUAAUUACCAGUUAGAAAAGGGUCUCAGAAUCAGAAAUGUAAUUUUGUCAAUUAUCACAUGAAAACAAAAACAUUAUUUUAUAUUUUAAUAAUAUAAAAUAUAUGUUUGAGAAUAAGCAAAAUCUCUCUUUGGAACUGAGAUAGUAAAUAUGAAACUUUAGAAAAAAAAUAGCUUUAGGGACAAAUGUCUUGAGUCGGUCAUGUCUAUGACAGUUGAAUAAUAUAAUAAUGAAUUCUGUCAAAGCUAUAGUGUAUAUUUUAUUUUGAACUUUGAGAAAGGAGUGGUAUGCUAAAAAAGUGCACAGAAUGACACUGGUAAACCAACAACGAUAAGCUCAAUCAUUUUUAUAAUGUACUGUAAUAUCGACUUCUAUUUGUUUACGCCCAACGCAAAACGCAACUACAGUGUAAGCAGUAAAAACGCUCUAUAUAUGACACAUUAGAGUUAAAAUACUAUAGGGUUAAAAUACAUAUCACAUCUGUGUGUCACACAUAUUUAAAUAAGGUUUUUUUUUUGUAAAAUAAGGUUUGAGAGGUAGUUGUUAAGGUAGUCAUGAGUAUCAAACUGUAUUUUAUUCAUUAAAAAAUCUUUAAAUACCUCAUUUGAAUAGGGCCUAAUAUGUUAAAGUCACAGUCUCCAAUAUUGUGCCAAAAAACAUUUAUGCCAUUUUCUGACCAGAGAUGCUUAUUUUGAAUGUCUAGUAUAACAAUAUAUUUUCAAAGACAAGUCAAACAGUAUAGAGUAAAAGAGUAAGGCUUCACUAUUGUUCUGUUGACAUCUAUAGCCAAAUAAAUCAUGUGAAUGAAGCUUCAUACCUUGCAUCCUACUCACAGAGAUCCCUUAUGAUCCAUCAAUGUACAUGUUUUGGAGAUUUGAUUCCUGUGAAACAUUGUUAUCUCUCUUUCUUGUUGAAAGCAUGCUAGGGAAAUUGGCCAUCUAUUGUCAGGAAUGUACCUUAAUAAUAAAAAAAAACCAAAAACAAAUAUAAACUACAA
This is a messenger RNA of Polyodon spathula (Mississippi paddlefish), 2779 nucleotides long. RefSeq names its product calsequestrin-2-like. Gene Ontology annotation, molecular function: calcium ion binding. Gene Ontology annotation, biological process: regulation of cardiac muscle contraction by regulation of the release of sequestered calcium ion. The record is from RefSeq and is a predicted model, not a curated record. The transcript has 11 exons. Bases 232 to 1509 code for a protein of 425 amino acids. NCBI's taxonomy places the organism in Eukaryota, Metazoa, Chordata, Actinopteri, Acipenseriformes, Polyodontidae. Gene Ontology annotation, cellular component: sarcoplasmic reticulum lumen.